AUGACCAUGAACUCCACCUCUGGCACUCGCCGUAAACUGCCUUGCGGCGCCUAUACAGUCGGCUGGCUCUGCGUCCUAGACUAUGAAAUCGAUGUCGCGACCGUCUGUCUCGAUGAGGAGCACGUGACUCCGUCGACACCUCCAGACGGCAACGCCUACACUGCCGGGCGGAUUGGAGAACACAACGUUAUUAUUGUCAAGUUCACCCAGUCAGGGACGACGAGCGCAGCAACAGCCGUCACCAACCUUCUUCGAACCUUCGGGAAAAUACGCUUUGGAUUGAUGGUAGGCAUUGGUGGCGGUGCUGCGGAUAACCCUGAGUCGGAUGACCCCACAAGAGAGACGACGGAUAUUCUUCUUGGUGAUGUCGUGGUCAGUAGGCCGCGAGCAGGACAUGGCGGGAUCUUACAGUAUGACCGGGGUAGACGAGAACCCGGGGGGUUUACGGCUCUGGCACAUCUAAACAGCCCCGGAGACCUGCUCAUCUCCGCCGUCGACAAGCUUUCCCGCGACCACAGAUCCCGCCGAGGAAAGAUGGCACAAUACAUUGAGGAAGGGCAGUCGGAAUUGCGAGCACUAGGCAUGAACUAUUUUGAGUUUCCGGGCCGGGAUCAUGAUCUGCUUUUCGCUUCGGAAUACCACCAUUCGACGGAUGAGAGGACCUGUCGAGGCUGUGAUAGAAACCAAAUGAUCGUUAGAACUUCGGAACCGCGGAACAAUCCUGUCGUUCAUCAUGGCCUCAUCGGGUCAGGAAACACUCUUCUGCGAGAUGCGCACAUGCGAGAUACUCUGCGACGCGAAGACAACGUCUUAUGCUUCGAGAUGGAGGCGGCCGGGUUGAUGAAUUACUUUCCAUGUCUUGCUAUCAGAGGCAUCUCGGACUAUGCUGAUACUCACAAGAAUGACCUGUGGCAGCCGUAUGCGGCGCUGACAGCAGCAGCGUAUGCGAAAGAUCUCCUGGCCUUGAUUCAGCCACGGGAGAUAGUUGGGAUAGAUAUUGCUUCGAAGUUAAUCCCGGAGGCUCGCCAAACGAAUAAAAGGCUUGAUAUAGAAUACCGCUCGAAGAUCUUGAAGUGGCUUACUCCUCUUGAUUUCUCAGGCGAACAGCAAAGGUUGUAUGAGAAUAGCGUACCUACAGGAGAGUGGCUGUUGGGCUCGGACGUGUUCAGCAGCUGGGUCAAUCGGGCUUCUUGGCAGCUUCGAUGUCACGGAGGAGCAGGCGCAGGCAAGACCUACCUCUGCGCGCUGGUAGUGCACCAUCUACAACAGACACAGCCGCGUUCACCUGUCAUUUACAUCUACCUGAGUGACCAGGAGCAAGACCGGGGGGUACAGACGCCGGUCAAUCUACUAGGCAGUCUGGUAAAGCAAUUACUUUUGUUCAAACCUUCUACUGAGAACCCGUGCGAGAUACCUCCUAGGCUCAGGGACGCUUACGGGAGCCACCCUUUGUCCGAAACGAUUCUGAAAUACGCAUUUGAAGAACUGCUGAGCAGACACAACUGGACGUACCUUAUUGUGGAUGGGUUCUACCAAUGCAGCUCAGAUGCCGUGGAGGUCCUGGAAGCGUAUCCGCUAGACCUCAUCCGCAAGGGGUAUAAGUUGAGCCUUCUUACGACCUCCACUAGCGACCGUGGAGCUUCUGGGAACAUCAAGUGCGAAAAAUGUGGGAGUGACAGACUAAGCAUCUUUUUGAACUGUCCCUGCAACAGCAAAGACUUUGACCUCUGCCUGAGCUGCAAAAGAGCCGGAGUCACUUGCCCUAAUAGCCACAAGGGUGAGGUGACCAACGAAACCGCUCACGUCGAAGUACAAGCCGGACCAAACGAACUAGAACUGCUGUGUCACCAGAAGCUUCGACAGGCCUCAACUCCUGACCCCAGGAAAUACGAUGCGCCCGAGUAUUCAGACAGGUUGUGGAAGCCUUCUAAGGCAGCACAGUUCUUAGAACAGAACCCGCAAUUAAUUCAGUCGAUUGCUGAGGCAAUAACGCAACAGGCGAAAAAGAAUUUUCUAGCUGCUCAAGCACGGAUAGCUUGGUUGCUGGAAGAUAGUGAACCACAGCCGGAAAACGGUGAAGAGCUGCUAUCUCAUUUAGACAAAAUUCCACUCUCCCGGCUGGAACCUUAUGUUACUAGGAAGAAGGAAAGGAUCAAACGCCGGGAAUUGACUCGGGAGAAGUUGGGCUUCGAUACCUUCUCCCUAAUAAUGACUACCCGCCAACCGCUGACCAUUCUGGCAUUGCAGCAUGCAUUGGCUCGCGCGAAUCUAGGCGUGAUUCGAGAGGACAAUCUAGAAGAUCGAUUGUCGAUCUUAAAAGCAACGAAUUGGUUGAUCACCAUUGAAAAGCCCGAGGCAAAACAUGCAUAUGUACAUUUCUUUCACGGGACACUAGUUGAAACCUUUGGAGAGUGUGUUCAGGAAAACCCGUUAGGCAGUGCUGAGUCGAAGAUAGCAUCUGUUUGUCUGAAGUACCUGAACGAUCCUGGCUUCGCAACUCACUUUGCGGAAGAGCACACGUAUCCGUUCACUCCGUAUGUUUUGGAACACUGGGGAGACCGCGUUCGCAGCGCAUGUCUGAACUUGAAUCCUGAGAGCGACAAGAUCAAGAGCGCAGCGAUGGACUUCCUGACAACCGAAGGCAACAUUGAAAUGAUUGGUAAAUGUGUCAAGGCGCUGAAGAGACGAAUAUCGCUGUCGGGCUGGGUCCACAAGGGCAUUGAUGUCCUCCGCCUCUGUGCGUGGUUUGGCUUGAGAGAUAUAAUUCCCAAGUUGAGAGAGAAGGGGCAUAAUAUCCAAGUAAUUGAAAGUGCGCGUCAUCUCACUCCUCUCUAUUAUGCAUGCGCGCGGGAUCGCAUGGAUACCGUUCGUCUGCUCGCCUUAGGACCCCCGGCGAACAGGGAAAUUAUUGCCGUUUUAACUGGAAUACAAAGGACCGACUGGUCGUAUGAUGAGCUGGAUGAGCGGAUGACGAUUAUAAGUAUGCUGUUGAGGAAGCGAAAUCUUACCCUCAAUUCCAUCCUUAGGUCCCGAAAUGCAAAUGGGUAA
This is a messenger RNA of Aspergillus melleus, 3048 nucleotides long. RefSeq lists its product as uncharacterized. Lineage: Eukaryota; Fungi; Ascomycota; Eurotiomycetes; Eurotiales; Aspergillaceae. The transcript is spliced from 4 exons. Gene Ontology annotation, biological process: nucleoside metabolic process. Bases 1 to 3048 code for a protein of 1015 amino acids. The record is from RefSeq and is a predicted model, not a curated record. Gene Ontology annotation, molecular function: catalytic activity.